Coregonus clupeaformis (lake whitefish) is the source of this 1617-nucleotide messenger RNA. Its product is annotated as transcription factor 21-like. The record is from RefSeq and is a predicted model, not a curated record. The transcript is spliced from 2 exons. Bases 540 to 1157 code for a protein of 205 amino acids. NCBI's taxonomy places the organism in Eukaryota, Metazoa, Chordata, Actinopteri, Salmoniformes, Salmonidae. Gene Ontology annotation, molecular function: protein dimerization activity; DNA-binding transcription factor activity, RNA polymerase II-specific; RNA polymerase II transcription regulatory region sequence-specific DNA binding. Gene Ontology annotation, biological process: regulation of transcription by RNA polymerase II; developmental process.
AAGGAACGAAUGGCAAAUAGUCUACGUCGUUUUCUUUGUAAAUAUGAGGCUACUCUUUGCUCGUUGUAUAGGGAACAACUUGAGGAAAGUUUAUAAUUGGACACGUGUUUUUCUUCUGUCGGUAAUGUGAAGAUCAACUGAUUCCUUUGUAUCUAGCUCCGCUUUUUAAAAGGCAAUGAGUGAUCUAAUAGGAGGGGGCAUAUGUGUCCUAAUUAGGUCCUUUUCAGCCUUUAGAAUAUGCGCGUGCCCUCUGCUGCGCGCCCUCUGCUGCGAGCCCCCGGCAGCGAGACAUGGAAGCCCAGGAACUAUUUCAUCAUCGGGAUGUGUCCCUGCGCGUGUCACACAGUCCAGAGAUUACAAGUGACUUGUAGCGCACAAUCCAACGGUCCUCACAAGCACUUUAUUUUGAACGAGGGAGUUUUAAACUAGGCACGGAUGUCUGAACAACAACUCAUUUCGUGCAGCAGGCUAACUUUACACGUUUUCUCCGGCCGGGUAAAAACAGCGUGUUGAACUGAAUUGAACAAUAAUACUUUAAAAUGGAAGAUAUAUUAUUUGACUUGGCUCAAGAUGGCACUACAGACUUUGAUUUCUGGGGGCAUAUGGACUUUAACUUCCAGUUCCAGGCCCAGUUGGACAGUCUACUCUUCGACUGCACCACGGUCACCGGCCAGCUUUCGCCCUGGUCCUCGUUCGGUGGCCAGUCCAUGUUCCCGGACGCGCAGCUUACAUUCACAGACCUGGACUCGCAGUCUCCCGGCCUUGGCGCCGGUGCUGAAGUGGACAGCUCCUCGGUGGACGAGCCCCACGAGAUGAGCAAGCGCAGGCCACGGCGGUUUGUGCCCCAUCACCCGUACAAGAUCCAGCGACACGCCGCUAAUAUCCGGGAGAGGAAGAGGAUGCUGAGUAUCAAUUCGGCGUUCGAAGAGCUGCGGUGCCACGUGCCCACCUUUCCUUACGAGAAGCGCCUGUCCAAGAUUGAUACCCUGAGACUCGCUAUUGCCUACAUCGCCCUACUGAGAGAAAUACUGAUGUCCGGCUGCGACCCCAAGUCAUACUUGGAUGAAUGCAUGAAGAAUGGUUACAAGAAUCAAACCAAUGCCAUUUGGAACACAAGUGAUCUGACAGCCCGGCUCUCCUGGAUAAAGUGGGAUUAACUCAGGAUGGAGCGACCCAAGUACGGAGGACAGGGGGUGUUGGCGGGGGAUUUACACCCCCUUCUCUGUCCGUGUCAAUGGCAGCAUCACAUCAGGGGCUGAGUGACAUCUGGAGACUUCUCACCAGGUCGUGCACCUCUCUCUACAGCCAUCCGCUCCCCUCACAGCUUUUAAUAUUCAAAUGUGUUUUGGAUUGGUCAUUGAGUGCCAGUGUUUUUCUGGAGUUGCCUGUUGUUUUACAGUGAAUGGGGGACCGGGGCCAGACUCAAGCCCAUGGGGAUGGCACUUGUCACAGGGGAGAGAAGCAGGCUGGCAUGGGACUGAAUGAACCUUGGUAAAAAAGAAAAAGAAACUGAAUUGGAUGGAGUGUGAUAAUGAAGUGUUCAUUUAAAACCUUUUGCUGUUGUUCAUUAGACACUGUUAUAAGGGACUUGAUGAUGUAAAUUAGAUUGUGUGUGAC